This is a messenger RNA of Nycticebus coucang (slow loris), 4730 nucleotides long. It is a transcript of the gene SOCS5, whose product is annotated as suppressor of cytokine signaling 5. The record is from RefSeq and is a predicted model, not a curated record. The transcript is spliced from 5 exons. Gene Ontology annotation, molecular function: 1-phosphatidylinositol-3-kinase regulator activity. NCBI's taxonomy places the organism in Eukaryota, Metazoa, Chordata, Mammalia, Primates, Lorisidae. Gene Ontology annotation, biological process: cell surface receptor signaling pathway via JAK-STAT; phosphatidylinositol phosphate biosynthetic process; intracellular signal transduction. Bases 572 to 2182 code for a protein of 536 amino acids. Gene Ontology annotation, cellular component: phosphatidylinositol 3-kinase complex.
UGGGGGCCUGGCAGGGGCAUCCGGCGGAGCUGGGGUCUCCGGGCUCGGUCCAGAGGAAGAGAGAGGCUGCGCUCGCUGGCAGUCGGAGGGGACGGGUUGCACCAGAAGGAGGGCGGACUCGCCCUGUUGGUGACUGCGCCGUCCAGGCCCGUCCCGCCUGGCCGCAGGUGCCCUGGAUGAGGCCGCCCUGUGCGCUCGGACCGUGUUUCCCUGCGCUCUGCCUGCUGCUCUAGCACAUGAAACACAGGAGGAGGUCGUGGAAACUCCAGUUUAUAGCCAGCUGGUCAGAAGCCCAGAAUGGGUCCUCCUGUAGAUAGCGAAACGUAACCACAUGAAGUCAAACAGAAGAAAACUUGGCAAAAAGACUUUCUAUUAUUAUUGGAUUAGAAAUCGGAAGGUAUAAUAUCUUACAGGAAUGGUAAAGCACACUAAAGAUCCUCUCAUGGCGCCCCAGUGUGCUGUGGCCCAGGGGUGAAGAUCACUGCUGUAGACUUGUUCUCUCCCAAGAGGAAUUGUUUUGACUGUGUGUUGUGCUUACUCGUUGUCCCUGAAAUUACUUAUCUUAUAAUCAAUGGAGAAAGUGAGAAAAAUGUGGAAUAACUUCAAAUACAGAUGUCAGAGUCUCUUCAGUCAUGAGGGAGGAAGCCGUAGUGAAAAUGUGGACAUGAACUCCAAAAGAUGUUUGUCUGUCAAAGAGAAAAACAUCAGUAUAGGAGACUCGGCUCCUCAGCAGCAAAGCAGUCCCUUAAGAGAAAAUGUUGCCUUACAAUUAGGAUUAAGCCCUUCAAAGAAUUCUUCAAGGAGAAACCAAAAUUGUGCCACUGAAAUCCCUCAAAUUGUUGAAAUAAGCAUUGAAAAGGAUAAUGAUUCUUGUGUUACCCAAGGAACAAGACUUGCACGAAGAGAUUCCUACUCUCGACAUGCUCCAUGGGGUGGAAAGAAAAAACAUUCCUGUUCUACAAAGACCCAAAGUUCAUUGGAUACUGAUAAAAAGUUUGGUAGAACUCGAAGUGGACUUCAAAGGAGAGAGAGGCGCUAUGGUGUAAGCUCUGUACACGACAUGGACAGUGUUUCCAGCAGAACCGUAGGAAGUCGCUCUCUGAGACAGAGGUUGCAGGAUACUGUGGGCUUGUGUUUUCCCAUGAGAACUUAUAACAAGCAGUCAAAGCCUCUCUUUUCCAAUAGAAGAAAAAUACAUCUUUCUGAAUUAAUGCUUGAGAAAUGCCCUUUUCCUGCUGGCUCAGAUUUAGCCCAAAAAUGGCAUUUGAUUAAACAGCAUACAGCUCCUGUGAGCCCACAUUCAACAUUUUUUGAUACUUUUGAUCCAUCUUUGGUAUCUACAGAAGAUGAGGAAGAUAGGCUUAGAGAGAGAAGACGGCUUAGUAUUGAAGAAGGGGUUGAUCCCCCUCCCAAUGCACAAAUACAUACAUUUGAAGCUACUGCACAGGUUAAUCCAUUAUACAAACUGGGACCAAAGUUAGCUCCUGGAAUGACUGAAAUAAGUGGGGACAGUUCUGCACUUCCACAAGCUAACUGUGACUCGGAAGAGGAUACAACCACGCUGUGUUUGCAGUCACGGAGGCAGAAGCAGCGUCAGGUAUCUGGAGACAGCCAUGCUCAUAUUAGCAGACAGGGAGCUUGGAAAGUCCACACCCAGAUUGAUUACAUACACUGCCUUGUGCCAGAUUUGCUUCAGAUUACAGGGAAUCCCUGUUACUGGGGAGUGAUGGACCGUUACGAAGCAGAAGCCCUUCUCGAAGGGAAGCCUGAAGGCACAUUUUUGCUCAGGGACUCUGCGCAGGAGGACUACCUCUUCUCUGUGAGCUUCCGCCGCUACAACAGGUCCCUGCAUGCCCGCAUCGAGCAGUGGAACCACAACUUUAGUUUUGAUGCACAUGAUCCAUGUGUAUUUCACUCCUCCACUGUAACAGGACUUUUAGAACAUUAUAAAGAUCCCAGUUCUUGCAUGUUUUUUGAACCGUUGCUUACUAUAUCACUCAAUAGGACUUUUCCAUUUAGCCUGCAGUACAUCUGUCGUGCCGUAAUCUGCAGGUGCACUACAUAUGACGGAAUCGAUGGGCUCCCUUUACCAUCAAUGUUACAGGAUUUUUUAAAAGAGUAUCAUUAUAAACAAAAAGUUAGAGUUCGCUGGUUAGAAAGAGAACCAGUCAAGGCAAAGUAAAUAAUGCUCCUGUCCCCAGUGGGUAUUAACGGAGUCUGCUUUCAUGUGCAUCAGACAGCACACACCUAUAGAAGCACACGUGCAGUGCUAGGUUUUCAUACAGUGUGUAAGCUUAGUGUUAGUAUCUGUCAGAUGCAGCCUGCUGUCACUAUUCAGAUAAACGUGGUGCCUAUUGGACAACUAGAGGUUAGAGCUACAGGUGUUCAGCAAGACUACAAAAACAUUUUGCCGAUUUAGCUAACCAUUUGGUUUUUAAUGGCUGUAGUAACUGAAUGAGGCAACUCUGGGGCAUUUGCUACGAAGAAUUCUAUUUCUUACUGAAGAACAAAUUAUUAAUAUUGGAUGAGUAUUUCAACAGUGUGACUAAUGUUUGAAACUAUUUUUUUCUAAGAGUUUUUCUAUAACCUUCCAAAAGUAGAGAUGCUUGUAGUUACUGUAAAUCAAGCUUUGGAAGUCCAAAAAUAUUAUAAAAGACUGCCUUCCUUUUAGAAAAAAAAUGCAAUUUUCCGGCCAUAAGGGCAUAGUGCAGUUCACGUAAGUGUCGAUGUAGUUUAUAGCCAGACUCCUUUUCUCUUCUGCAAAAGGUACUGUUAAGUAAACCAGGUUUUCUAAAUAGUCGUUCUUAAAAUCUCAGACUUACACAGUUAGUAGUAGAAUUUUAUUUAAAGGCCCUAGGUAUUCAUUUUUUAAUGAGUGCUUUAACUUAAAACAGAUAUUUGAAUAGCUGCUGCAACGUAGUGUCUUGUGUGUGGUUUUUUUAAGUUGAUAUGUGCAGUCUAAUCAUUUCAUAAAAGUUGGCUCUUUUUCUGUGCCCAUCAUGAGUUUGUGAACCAUGAAGAAAAUGAGACUAGAAUAUGUCCAAACAAGUCAGAUAGUAGUAACUACCAUGGUUGCUAAUGUUGAGACUGUUAUUAAACUGUAAUUAAUAAUUUGGAUGGCAGUAUUUAUCUCUCUGUUGUAAACUCUUUGUAGCUGAAUUGCUUAAGUAUAAUUUAUAGAAUUUCAGUGCAGUUGAUUCUUAAUGGAAAAUCUGAAACCUAAAUUGCAGAUUUAAAAGGUACUGUACAACCAUUGUAUCUGUAAAUAACUUUAAUUAGCACCUUUUUGUCACUUAGAAUAAUAUGUAAUACUACUUCAGUGAGCUCUUUUGGAAGUUAUAUCAAGUUCUAGUGUUUGCUUCUUAGUAUUUGAACUGAAUCUCCAGUUCCGUCUUAGACAUUUUGCACUAAAGUAGCCAAAUCCAUUCUCAUGUCUUUUUGUUAAUGUGCUCUGUACCACUGGUGAGUGCUCCAUAGUUUCCUUACCUGCUGCUACAGAAUGUUAUUUUACAUCCCUAUGGCUAUUGCCAAGACUACAAAAAAGAAAAACUAUAUUUGUAUGCAACACUAACCCUUUGACUGCUAAUGUAUGUUUCUGCUUGCUGUGCCUUGUUAUGGCUGCUUUUUUGUGCUAAUAAAGUAUGUUUGGUGUUCUCCUUGUAUAUCUGCUGUUUUAUACAUUUGCAACAAUUUCUCUUAUAAACGGAAUGGUUUGGGGUUUUUAAAUAAGCAUUAACUGACAACCUACUACAGUUAAUGCAGAUUUACUGUACAGUCUAAUACUGACUUAGCAGAACAAGCUAACUCUAAAUUCAAUGCUCUAGUCUAUAUCUUUCCAAUCAUAAUCACAUAUACUGUGGAACAGUAUCAAUAGUUACUGCAAAUUACUGUACAGUUUAGGUUAUAAGAGAAAAUUAACAGAGAAAUAAUAAGCCUAUUGAUUUCUCUGCUUGUAAGCAAAACAUUGAAACUAUCAAAUACAUAUUAUAGUAAAUUAUUAAUCUAUAGCCUCCCAUUGCACCAGAAACAGGUUAAAUGAAGUCUUGUGAACUAGUAAUACAUCAGUACCAUUUAUUGGCUUUAUGGGGACCAUUUUAAUUGAUGAUAAUUAUUACCCAAAAUGUAGAACUUUAACCAAAGACUUGUCCAUUUUAAAGCAGAAUGGGGAUUGAAGGGACUUGUAAUUUAUGUUAUUUCUAAGAGAAGUCCCUAAAGAACGUAUACCAAAGUGUUUGAGAACUUCAUCCAAACCUACUUUAAAGCAUUAUGUGCAAUGAAGUUAUUAUGACAUAAUUAUAUUGCAUAAUUGUUGGGUCCGUUUUCUUGAACUUAUGAUGUACCUGGAAAAUAAACCUCUUGAGAAAAAAAAGUUCAUACUAAUUAUUGGGGAAGGUCUAUAUAUACGAGCAAGAUGAUGUUUUAGAGAGGAAACUUGAAACUCCAAGAAAGCACUUGAUGUUUUUAUAUACUUGUAGCAAAUUGAUGUUCUAAUUGUAGUUUUAUAGGAAGUAUUAAUGCUUUUAUGUAUUUUGGAACUUUCAUAUGUUAAAUGGAAAUUGUUUUAAAUGUGUAACUAUUUGAGUUUAUGUAAGCAUGUAUACACUGUGCUAAAAGUCACUUAUGUUUCAGUUUGUGUAUAAUAUCAAUAUGCAACUUCUGGUUUAAAUUUUUUCCUUUAAAUAUCAGUGGCUUACAUUUUAAAAAACAAAAAUCACCAGCAUGAAAUUGCA